AUGCUCCAGCGCGGAGCCGAUGUUGAAGCGUGUUGUAUUGGAGAAAAUAUGACAUGGUAUGAAGUGUUUCCCGAUCAACUAGAUCGUUAUAGAGCUUUAGAACAACACUGCAAACAGCCGCUUGAAUGCAAGGCUUUUGCUGACAUCGGUUCGAGCAAUCCGAGCGACGACAGCGCAAGCCAUAUCAGCGAAAACUAUAACGAGCCAUGGGAAGUACGACAUUCCUUGGAACUUAUCAUUAAGGAUGUAUUUGAAGAAAAGCGACCGGACCUUUCAGCGAACCUACUAAGCCUAGUUGCGCAAAAGAAGGCUGAGAAACUAGCCAUUGAAAAGCAGAGUCGAAAUCAAACACCUAGCUCAUCUAGCGGGAAUAAAGGACGGAAACAAAAGCAGAGAAACAGGAAGAAAGGCAAAGGAAAGCGUGGUCAGAUUGCUUUGGCAGAUGAUUCUGAUUACUGA
Molecule: messenger RNA, 459 nt
Organism: Botrytis sinoallii
Lineage: Eukaryota; Fungi; Ascomycota; Leotiomycetes; Helotiales; Sclerotiniaceae
Exons: 1
Coding region: 1-459 (152 amino acids)
Source: RefSeq, a predicted model, not a curated record